Molecule: messenger RNA, 2283 nt
Organism: Zea mays
Lineage: Eukaryota; Viridiplantae; Streptophyta; Magnoliopsida; Poales; Poaceae
Product: ETHYLENE INSENSITIVE 3-like 5 protein
Exons: 1
Coding region: 667-1956 (429 amino acids)
Cellular component (GO): nucleus
Molecular function (GO): DNA-binding transcription factor activity; DNA binding
Source: RefSeq, a predicted model, not a curated record
AAACUUGUGCGGCAGCGCCGAGUCAUUGGCAUGUGACCAGAAAAAGGGCAGCGCCGCCAUGUGGAUGGUGGAAUGGAAUUGGAACUGGAACUCUCUACUCUCCUUGUGGGUAGCGAGCGUGCUGCCCAUACCAUACAUAAAACAGAUGAGCCCAAAUAAGCUGCAGAUGUGGCUGCUGGCUGCAACCUGAUCUCACGCACCUCCGCGCAAGCCCCGCAGCCCGUAAAAGUCCGACGGGUACGGGGUACCUUGGGGGCACAUUUGCGAGGCAACCCGACCAUGUGCCACAGUACACGAAGCUAUGGCUUCCAUGUACGCGCUCCAUUUCCGAGACGACGUGGCCACCGUCUCCGGGCCGUUGCGGCGGAGCCACGCGACGAGUCACGACAUUAACCCCAUGCAUAUGCGUCCUCUCUGAUCUUUGGCUCUCUUCUCAGUUCUGAACUUAUCAUCGCCGGUGCAAAUCCUCUCCACGCCGGUGCAACCAUUUACCUGCUGUCCUGUCUAUCUAGCUCAGCUCAGCACAGCUCAGGAGACGCCGCCGACUAUACAAGCAGAGUGCAUACUUUUUUUUUUUUGCGAGGAAAACAGAGUGCUUACUUCGUUUAUUCUAUAUAUUUGAAUCUCGGCAUCCACGGCCGGAGUCAUCCUUUCUCUGAGUCGGCAAUGGAGCACGACGUCGCGCACGGUGCAGGCGGCGCUGUCCCCGCAGGCGAAGAAGCGUUCGAGGUAGCUCAUCAGUUGCUGGCGCAGGAGGAGUUCAGCGACUCGGAGUCCAUCCAGAUCUCCGACCUGAAGCGCCGCAUGUGGAGGGACCAGAUGCUGCUCAACAGGCUGGAGUGCCGCGCGGACGUCUUCAGUGCCGCCGGCGGGGCGGGGCCGUCUUCGUCCAGGCCGCUCGGGCCACCGACCGCGGGCGCGCACGGGGAGGACGAGGAGGAGGAGGAGGAGGUGGAGGCCCCCGAGGUGCGGUGCCGGCGCAAGGCGAUGCUGCGCGCGCAGGACGGCGUCCUCCGCCACAUGCUCAAGAUGAUGGAGGCGUGCAACGCGCGCGGGUUCGUGUACGGCGUCAUCAACGAGGCCGGCGAGCCCAUGUUGGGCUCCUCCGACAGCCUGCGCGGCUGGUGGAAGGACAACGUCAGCUUCGACCGGGCCGGGCCCAUGGCGCUCGUCACGGCGCCCACCGGCGAGAGCCCGCCGGGGCCCGCGUCCUGCCUGCACCGCCUCCAGGACAUCCAGGACAGCACGCUGGGGUCCGUGCUCUCGGCGCUCAUCCAGCACUGCGUGCCGCCGCAGCGGAGCUUCCCGCUGGAGCGCGGGCUGGCGCCGCCGUGGUGGCCGACCGGGAAGGAGGCCUGGUGGGGCUCCCAGGGCGAGGUCCAGGCGCACCAGGGCGCGCCGCCGUACCGGAAGCCGCACGACCUCAAGAAGGCGUGGAAGAUCUCGCUGCUGAGCUCGGUGAUCAAGCACAUGAGCCCGCGCUUCGACCAGAUGCGCAAGCUCGUGUGGCAGUCCAAGCGCCUGCAGCAGAGGAUGAGCGCCAAGGAGACGGAGACGUGGUCCAAGAUCCUCCGCCAGGAGGAGACGCUCAGCCGACGCCUCAAGAGCUCGCUCAGGAUCACGCCCCUUGACGGCGACGACGAUGACGACAUGGACCGAGACGGCCUGGAGGACGUAGUCCGCGGUGUGCAGGACAAGCGCAAGCGCGAGCUGAUAAGUAGCAGCAGCGGAGGGCGCGCCGAGCUGGUGGCGGAUGAGAACCCGAUCGACGAACUCCUGAAGCGUCACUACAACCUCGUGCCUGAUCAGCACGGGAUCGUCGUCGCGCCGGAGAACGAUGCGGGAGAGCUCGACCUGCUGUACGGUGUCGUCGACGACGUGCCGCCGGACGUGCUCUUCGAUCUCAUCGCGAGCUGUUCGGGAGCCGACGACGCGUUCCGCCUGAUCCUGGACUGAGCAGUGGCUCAGCUUGUUGGUCCAGGCGUCGCUACGCAGUUGGCAUGGAUGGGCGGGAGGGAUGACGUGGUGCGUUGUGCUUGUUUCCGUUCCAUUUCUUCUGAGCUUUAUCACGAUGGAGCUUUGAGUCUUUGACGGUGAGUCCUCUGUGACGUGGGUCGUGGGCUGAGUAGAUUUUAGACUGGGCGAGGAACCGGGUAUAAUAGCUUGAUGAGUAAUCAAAAGGACAAAUCGUGCGUGUUCAGAAACGUCAGUCGGGGUGAAUUCGUGACGAACACAUGGUGGUAUCUGAAAUUGGUAAAGUUCAAACGCAUAAUUUCAACAGAA